Molecule: messenger RNA, 2247 nt
Organism: Fonsecaea erecta
Lineage: Eukaryota; Fungi; Ascomycota; Eurotiomycetes; Chaetothyriales; Herpotrichiellaceae
Product: lanosterol synthase
Exons: 2
Coding region: 1-2247 (748 amino acids)
Biological process (GO): triterpenoid biosynthetic process; ergosterol biosynthetic process
Cellular component (GO): lipid droplet
Molecular function (GO): lanosterol synthase activity
Source: RefSeq, a predicted model, not a curated record
AUGGUACAGACUCGACAGACCUCUCAAAAGUUGGCAGGCCGCGUCGCCAAUGGCCAUGCUAACGGAACCGCCAAUGGCCACCUCAAUGGCCACGCCGUAUCCUCAAGCGUCGAGCAAAUAGAUCGAUCCAGAUGGCGACUGCUCAAUGAAUCAGGUCGGCACACUUGGCACUACCUCAAGACCGACAAAGAGGUUGCGGAAUGGCCGCAGUCGGCCGCAGACAAGUAUUAUCUAGGGCUGCCGACUGAUCUCCCUGACCUCCCUCCUGCCUCGAGACCGUCUGAAUCGAUAGACAACUGCUUGAGCUUCUAUUCGCAACUGCAGCUGCCUCCUGGCAACUGGGCUUGCGAGUAUGGCGGCCCCCUCUUUCUGAUGCCCGGCAUCGUAUGCUGCUGGUACGCGACUGGAACGCACAUCCCGCUAGAAUAUAAGAUUGAGAUGAAAAACUAUCUCUUCGCAAGGCAAAAUAAGGAUGGCGGGUGGGGAUUGCACGUCGAGGGUCACAGUUCUGUUUUUGGGACAGCCAUGAAUUACACCGUCCUACGAAUACUGGGCGCCAGCGAGGAAGACCCAAGAAUGAUCAAAGCAAGAGGAAAACUUCAUGCAAUGGGCGGGGCAACCAAUGGUCCUCACUGGGCCAAAUUCUGGCUCAGCGUCUUGGGAGUGACCCGUUGGGAGAUUGUCAACCCAGUUCCUCCUGAACUGUGGCUAUUGCCCGACUGGGUACCUAUUGCUCCCUGGCGGUGGUGGGUUCACAUGCGCCAGGUGUUUCUCCCCAUGUCCUACGUCUGGUCGAAGAAGUUCACAGCUCCUGAAACCGAUCUCGUUCGAUCCUUGCGACAAGAACUGUUCGUGCAGCCUUACGAGUCCAUUGAUUUUGGGUCACAUCGUAAUUCGAUUGCCCCUGAAGACAACUACCAUCCAAAGUCUUGGCUGCUAAAUCUGAUAAUGUGGCUCCUAGUGUGGAUUUGGAUCCCUUUUCUGAGAACAAGAUCACUCGUCGAGAAAGCUGAAGCUUGGGUUUGGCGACUGGUCGAGUACGAAGACCACAACACGGACUAUGCAGACCUGGCCCCAGUCAACGCCCCCAUGAACACACUCUGCUGCUUUAUCAAAGAAGGGCCUGAAAGCUACUCGUUUAAACGACACCUUUACCGCCUUGAAGAAUAUCUCUGGGUCAAUAAAGAAGGGAUGCUCGUGAACGGGACCAAUGGCGUGCAAGUUUGGGACACGGCAUUCAGCAUCCAAGCUUGUGUUGAAGCUGGCUUGGCCAACUCGGCCAAGUGGAAACCCAUGCUCACCAAAGCAUUGCAAUACUUGGAAUCUGAGCAGAUCCGUGACGAGGUCCCCGACCGAGAGACAUGCUACCGCCAGUCACGCAAGGGCGCGUGGCCGUUCAGCACCAAACUGCAAGGCUACACCGUUUCGGAUUGCACAAGUGAGGCUCUCCGUGUUGUCCUUCUUCUCCAGAAUGGCCACGGCUACCAACCCUUGAUUGAUGAGUCUCGCAUUUGCGAUGCGGUUGACGUGCUGUUGAGCAUGCAGAACAAACAUACCGGGGGCUUUGCCAGCUAUGAGCCCCAACGUGGGUCAGAGUACCUCGAGAUGCUCAAUGCGGCUGAAGUCUUUGGGCGUAUCAUGGUGGAGUACGACUACCCCGAAUGUACAACGGCCGUGGUCACAGUCUUGUCGCUGUUCCAGAAAUUCUAUCCAAACUACCGUACGGAUGAGAUAAAAUUGGUCAAGGAGUCUGCGUUGCAGUACAUCCGUCGGGCCCAAAGGAACGACGGAUCUUGGUACGGCAGUUGGGGUAUCUGCUUCACCUAUGCAGCCAUGUUUGCCCUUGAAUCCUUGUCUUCAGUGGGCGAAUCAUAUUCCAACUCGCCUCGUGUCAAGAAAGCUUGUGAAUUCCUCAUCUCGCAUCAAAUGCCCGAUGGCGGCUGGGGCGAGAGCUAUCGCGCCUCAGAACUCAAAGUGUGGGUUGACCAUGAAAAAUCGCAGGUGGUGCAGACCUGUUGGGCCGUCAUUGCGCUGAUUUAUGCUGGAUAUCCUGACCAAGAGCCGCUCAAAAGGGCGAUCAAAAUGAUUAUGGCUAGACAGCAAAGGAACGGCGAAUGGCUGCAAGAGGCCAUCGAAGGGGUGUUCAAUUGCAGCUGCAUGAUCACAUAUCCGAAUUACAAGUUUUAUUUUCCCGUCAAGGCGAUGGGUAUGUAUAAAGCCAGAUGGGGAGACGACAAGUUACUUUGA